Molecule: messenger RNA, 1011 nt
Organism: Humulus lupulus (European hop)
Lineage: Eukaryota; Viridiplantae; Streptophyta; Magnoliopsida; Rosales; Cannabaceae
Exons: 1
Coding region: 1-1011 (336 amino acids)
Molecular function (GO): catalytic activity
Source: RefSeq, a predicted model, not a curated record
AUGGAUAAAGUACUCAGCUGGAAUGUCCGAGGGAUUAACAACCAACAAAAACAACGAUUAGUAAAGCAAUUCAUUGCUUCUCAGAGAGUUGGUUUGGUUGGUCUGCUCGAGACAAGAGUGAAGGCUCAGAAACUAGGAGCCUUAUACUUGAAUUUGUUUGUUGGUUGGUGCUUCACUUCAAAUAAUGCAUGGCAUUCAGGAGGCCGAAUUGUGGUUAGCUGGAAUCCCUUGAGUUUUCAUAUUAACAUCAUUAAGUGUACUAGCCAGAUGAUCCAUCUUGGAGUUACAACAGUUGAUCAUAAGAAUUUCUUUUUUGUCACUUAUGUUUAUGCUUUUAAUGAUGAGGAGGGGCGGAGAUGGCUCUGGAAAGACCUUCAAGAUCUGAAUAUUAAGGGGCCUUGGAUUGUGAUGGGUGACUUUAAUGAUAUCUUAGCAAAAGAGGAGAGGAUUUGCAAUAGAGUGAGAUAUAAGACCUCUACUGACUUUAUGGACUGUGUAGCAAAUUGCAAACUUGAGGAUGUCAAAUAUAGUGGGAAUUUUUAUACUUGGUGCAAUAAACAACAUGGAGAGGAUAGAAUCUACUCUAAGAUAGACCGUGUACUAGCAAACCAAGCUUGGCAGAGUUUGUUCCCGGAAGCUGAGACAGUUUUUGUGAAUGAUGGGCUGUUUGAUCAUACACCAGCUGUCCUUACGGUUUAUGCAAAAGUUCCGUGUGGUAGGAAGCCAGAGUAUGGUAAUAAGGUUGCAGAAAUCUGGAAGCAACCUUUUACAGGGACAAAAAUGUAUAAGCUAAUUACCAAGUUGAAGGCACUAAAGCUAGUGUUCAAGGAGAUCAAUACUCAAGGCUAUUAUGAUAUAAUUAGUGCCGAGAUUCAUGCUAGAGAUCACCUAAUGGACUGUCAAGAAAGGCUGAAGUGUGAUCCUUUGAACUUUAUUUUGCAUGGUGUAGAGUUGGAGGCUAGGAAUAAAUAUACAAAAGUUCAUAAGGAUUACGUCUCCUUUCUACAAUAG